AUGAUGCUGCGCUAUUCGAUCUAUAUACUAACUUUGCUUCUCAGUGUUACCUCUCUUUGUGUGGGGGCUGAAGAGGCUAAGGGUGCAGGUGAUGUUCCUGAUACUGAAUCUGACGCUAAGCUUAUUCUUACUGACCAAGAGGAAAUGAUACAGCCCCUUCCUCCAGGUGAACAUGGUCUUUCUGGUCUUGCUGGUAAAGAAGGUCCUCCUGGUACUCCUUGCACUGCUGGUUCUCCUUCUGGACCUCCUUGUCGUCCUGGUAGUGGUAGUAGUAGUGGUCAUCCUUCUCCUAUUCUUGAAGCUAAAUCACCUACUUUUAUUCAUUCAUCUCAACAAGCGGAAAAAGAAGGUGGUGAAGAUGGUCGUAUUCAUGAACCUGCAGCAGUAGCUGAAGAUGGGGAUGUGAGUGGUCAACGAACUUUACAGCAGGCCGGCCAAAAAGGAAAUACUCAACAACAACAAAUUCAACCACCUCCUGCCUCUCUACCUACAGCAGCCAAUGGUGCUCGCAGUGGGUCAGACCUGAAUCAAAAUCGUGAAAAAGCGCAGAAUCAAGAUCAAACAAGUCACGGUGAUGAAAGUGGUUCAGCACUAGCAAAAAAUGUGCAAACUCUUGUACAGGGUGGAAACGUAAAUGAGAACUCACAAAAGAAUCCAGAGGAGCAGCACACCACGCACUCUUCUGGUAGACCAAAUGGAAUCUCUGAAACUUCGCAGAGCUUCAGUCCUCAUUUACAGGAAUCAUCGUCUGCAGGCACACAUGAAAACCAACAGGAACUGAAUGUUAACACGGAUAGUUCCAAAGGUGAAAAUACAACUAACCAGGGAGAUACAGAUUCACAAUCUGCUUCAACAUCUACUGAACCUCCUGCCACAUCUUCACCACAGGAUGCGGAAGAAACAACAACCUCUACAACUGCAAAUGCAGAUAACGACACCACACCCAGUGAGGGAUCACCCACCACCACCACAACAACAACACUUCCUCCUGAACUCACAAACAACAAGAAGGGUGAUGCAGACAGCAGCAGCAGUAGUAUCAGCAGCUCUGUGUGGGUGCGUGUACCACUACUGAUUGUGGUUACACUGUCCUGUAUUCUUGUGUGCUGA
Trypanosoma theileri is the source of this 1110-nucleotide messenger RNA. RefSeq lists its product as uncharacterized. NCBI's taxonomy places the organism in Eukaryota, Euglenozoa, Kinetoplastea, Trypanosomatida, Trypanosomatidae. The record is from RefSeq and is a predicted model, not a curated record. The transcript has a single exon. The coding region runs from base 1 to 1110 and encodes 369 amino acids.